AUGGACUGGUCCACCGGCGAUCUGGUGUGGUUCGAUCCGGGCCUGGGUCACCCACUGCCCGGUGAGAUCCAAGAGGUUCACCGCGCCGCCCAGAUGAUCAUCGUCCAGGCACUCAUCAACGGAAAGCCGCAAACGUUCACGCUCGGGCCGAACGAGGGAAACAUUCGGUCCCGCCAGGAUCUGGGCAAAACGGGGGUCGAAGAUAUGACGCAGCUGGAGGACCUGCACGAAGCGUCGCUGCUGUGGAACCUGAAGCUCCGGUACGACAACGGACUGAUCUACACGAACGCCGGCAGUAUCCUGAUCGCGAUCAAUCCGUACAAAAUGUUCCCGGAGUCGUACGGCAUCGAGAUGGCGCAGCUGUACGCGGGUAAACCGCUCGGGACGCUAGCACCGCACCUGUUUGCGAUCGGGGCGGCAGCACACGCCGCUCUUCCUUCGCCCCAGGUCGUCGUCAUCUCGGGCGAGUCGGGCUCGGGCAAAACGGAAUCGACCAAGCUGGUGAUGCAGUACCUGGCGGCGGUCGUCCCGGGCGGUGGAUCGGCCUCGACCGUUAUCACCGAGCAGAUCCUGGAGGCGGCCCCGCUGCUGGAAGCGUUCGGGAAUGCGCGCACCGUGCGCAACGACAACAGCUCGCGCUUCGGCAAGUACCUGGAGGUGUACUUCAAGUCCGGGGCCAUCAUCGGUGCCAAGAUUACGCAGUACUUGCUGGAGAAGUCCCGCAUCGUCACGCAGGCGGCCGGCGAGCGCAACUACCACGUGUUCUACGAGCUACUGGGUGGCCUCGCGGAGGCCGAGCGCAUGAAGUACGGGCUGCUGGAGGCGGACAAGUACUUCUACCUCAACCAGGGCGGCUCGGACUGUGCCCCGGGCCGCAUGGACUGGGCAUCGCUCCAGAGCGCCAUGCAGGUCCUGGGCGUCACCGAGAGCGAACGGGAGGGCAUCGUGAAGGUCCUGGCGUCGGUGCUGCAUCUCGGCAACGUGUACUUCCACCGCCGCCAGCUGCGCCACGGCCAGGAGGGUGUCGAGAUUGGGUCCGACGCCGAGAUCAAGUGGGCUGCCCACCUGCUCCAGUUACCGUCCGAGGGCAUCCUGAAGUCGCUUACGUCGCGCAUCACCGAAACGCGAUCGGAGCGCCUCUACACGCCGCUCGGCAUCGAUCAGGCGCUCGAUGCGCGGGAUGCCCUCGCGAAGGCUCUCUACUCGGGACUGUUCAACUGGCUAGUAUUGCGCAUCAACUCGAUCGUGCACCGGGGCGGUACGCACGAUGCGCAGCGGCUCUCGAUUCUCGACAUCUUCGGGUUCGAAGAUUUGGCCGAGAAUUCGUUUGAGCAGCUGUGCAUCAACUACGCCAACGAGAGCCUGCAGCUGUACUUCAACAAGCACGUGUUCAAGCUGGAACAGGCGGAGUACGCGCGCGAGCGCCUCGAAUGGACCAACCUCGAGUGGGAGGACAACCUGCCGGUGAUUCACCUGCUCGCGAAGAAGCCGGUCGGGAUCUUUCACCUGCUCGACGACGAGUCGAACUUUCCCCGUGCGAACGAUUCCAGCUUUCUCGAGAAGUGCCACUACAACCACGCCCUGAACGAGCUGUACUCUCGGCCGAGGGUCGGUGCGCAGGAGUUUGGCAUCACGCACUACGCCGGCCAAGUGUGGUACUGUGUCGAUGGGUUCCUGGAAAAGAACCGAGAUGCCCUCCGGAUGGAUGUGAUCGAGUUGCUGAGCUCGAGCGCAGAACCGCUGGUGGGCGAAAUGACGAAACAGUUGCGUGCCCAGCGAGACGUGGGCAAGACACUGCCGAAGGGUUCGAACGGACGGUUCGUUACGAUGAAGCCCCGCACGCCCACGGUUGCGGCCCGGUUCUCCGACUCACUGCAGCAGCUUCUCCAAUCGAUGGCCAAAUGUAACCCGUGGUUCGUGCGUUGCGUGAAACCGAACAACGACAAGCAAGCGUUGCGUAUGGAUAUGCCGUGCGUCCUGCAGCAGCUCCGUUACCUGGGCAUGCUGGACACGAUCAAGAUCCGCCAGUCGGGCUAUCCGGUGCGGUUGCGCUUCCAGCAUUUUGUCGAGCGUUACCGGCACCUCAUGAAGGCACCGCUGCCGAAGGGAACGCCGUACCGGGAGUUGUGUCGCUUCGUGCUGGACGCACUGCCCGGCACGACCACCGAGGGUCCCGAUUUUCAGCUCGGCGCAACGCGCGUGUUCCUUCGCGAGGCCCUCCACCGUACGCUGGAGUCGAGCCGUGCCGAUCGUCUGCGGGUCGCAGCGGUCACCAUCCAGCGUAACGUGCGCGGGAUGUUGGCACGCAAAAAGGUGCAGCGUGAGGUGCGCGGGGCGAUCGCAAUCCAGCGCUACUGGCGCGGGUACCGUGAGCGCAACCGGUUCCUCACGAUCCGGCUGGGCGUGAUCCGGUAUCAGGCGCUGUUCAAGGGCCACCUGCAGCGCAAGCGUUACGCCAAGCUGAAGAACGAACUGAAGCGACGCCGAGAAGCGGAGCGCCUGAAGAAGGAACGUACGGCGCAACGGUUGGCGAAGGAGCAGGUGGACCGUGGGUCCUCGGUUCCGCUCGACAUUCCGGCCGAGCUGGCGUUCAUCUUUUCCAAGUCGGAAAAUUGGGCCGGCCAGCAGUGCGACCGGAACCUGGUGAAGGUGGUCGGAACCGUUCCGGGGCCACCGUCGGCCGCCGAUCUACCGCCCGAUCUGGAUCAGUUCGCGUUCGGCAAGUUCGCCUCGGUUUACUGCAACGGCGUGAAGCUGUCGCCGCGGCGUGACAUCAUCACGGCACCGUUCCUGUCGCGGGCCGCUGCCCGCGAUCAGGAUUUUAAGGAUGCGAUCGCCAUCUUCAAGCUGAUCAUUCGCUGGACGACCGACGCAACGAUGGACGCGAACCGGGAGAAGCUGCUAGCGGACUACAUCGUCCACAAGGGCCUAUCGUCGCGCGGGCUGCGCGAUGAGAUCCUGGUGCAGAUCUGUAACCAGGUGUACCGGGCAGACGAACCGACCGCUGACAAACUGUGGACGCUCCUGUCGCACUGCCUGUCGGCGUUUCAGCCCGGGUCAGCGUUCUGCAAGUACUUGAUCAAGUUCAUCGUCGAUCACGCUCCGCCGAACACGAAGGAGCAGAUCUUGAAGAAGUUGCUCCGCAACACGAACGCUGGCCAAACGAAUCCGUGCCGGCUUUUUCCACCAUCGUGGCUCGAGUGGCGGGCCUCGUCCCGGCUGGCCGAUACCGCACUGGGGUUGAACCUGCCCGACAACAGCGUCCAGACGGUGGCCGUCGACUCGUGGACGACGUGCGAGGAAGCGGCCGCCCUGGCGAUCUCGUCCUUCGGCAUCCCAAACCUCGGCUGGACGGUAGUGAUCGACGAAGCCGAGCAGCUGACCGACUCCUGCGGGCUCGACUUUGUGCUUGACCUCGUCUCGGAAAAGGAACUGCCACCGGCUUUCCCGGCCGUUCGCAGUGAUAUCUGGCGCUGCGGCAAGAAACUGUCCACGGGCUCGGGACAGCCGGGCUCACAUGCCACCCCGGAUGGCGGCCUCGAACCGAGCAGCCCCAAGCGACCGCAGGUGCCACCACCGGAACCACCGUCCGCGAAACGGAGCUCACACGCCGGCAGCAGCAGUGAGCUGGUUGCCGUCCAGACCGGACCGAAGAAGUCACUGCACGGCGGGGAACCGCCGCUCCUGAAGUCUGACUACGGGUCGCGUCAUCUGGGCGAUCCGGUGGGGCGUAAGAGUUCACACGAUGUGGCCCUGUUGGCACGCCACAAGCACCGCGAGGAGCGGUCGUUCUACGAGGACAAGAGUCGGUCCCGGUCGCUGGACGAUUUGUUGGCGGGCGAACAGGACGACGUGCUGCCGGCGGAGUCGGACGAGCAGGACAGCUCCAUGACGCUCACGCUGGGCGACGGUCGGAGCGGGCGUGACAAAUACCGCUCGGUGGACACGAUCGCCCCACUCAAGGAGCCGCGCUUCGUGAAGUCCCAGUACGCCGGCAAACGGACCGCCGGAUCACACUCGCUCAAGUACGCCGAGAAGGCCGAGUUCAGUGUCCGCUCGUCGGCCAUGUCGGACACGAGCGAAGCGCCGUCCCUGGCCAGUCACGUACGGCGUGUGCGUGUCCCAUCGCAAGCCUCCGACGUUGACCAGUUCCUGGACGAUCUGUUCAGCCCGGUCCUGGACGGAUCGCUCGACGAGCUGUCCGAUGCCCGCUCGCUGGCCGCCAGCAUCCGUGGCGGUGGUGACCGGUUCGUAGACGAGCUCCUGGCCACCAUCCGGACCGACGGUUCGUUGACCGACCUUGAACGGAGCGCGACACUUGUGCUGCACACCAAGGGCGGUACGGCGCAUCAGACGAAAAAUGCCGGUCCUUCGAACGGCUUCUCAGCGAACGCCUCGAACAGCGCACCGCUGACACCGGGCAACUCGAGCUCCCUCCUCAUGAUGGGUUCCGUCGGCCCGGACGUGGUAAUGCCAGUGUUCACCAUUCCGCCCGGGGUCGAUAGCACCGCGUACCAGCAGCAGAUGCAGCGCGCCUUCCUCCAAUCCGCCAUGGCGCAAAACAUUCAGAUCCAGCAGCAACUGAUGGCCCAGAAUCAGGCCCUGCAAACGCUGCUCACGCAACAGGAUGGUGGUCCCGGCUCGUCCCCACCGACCCCGAAGCACAACAGCUCCGUGUCGCCCACAUCCGGCGCCGUCCAGCCGCAGGGACGCAAAAUGAGCGCCAAGAGUGGCCCCGGGCUGCGAUCCGAGUCGAACGCCCCGGGUCAGCCAUCCGCAUCCGGUGGAUCGUUCUCGGAGAUGCUGCGCGCCCGCAAGGACUCUUCGUCGUCCAACCUGAUACCGCCGCCACCACCACCCCCGCUCCCGCCACCGCUCGAGCUGAAGGAUCCGUUCGAAGUGCGACCGUUCCUCGAUCCAUACGGACGCGCCAAGACGGUGCGCAUCGGCAAGUGGCGCUGGCCACCACCGCAGGGCGUCCAGGGCGCGACCACCGAGACAGAGGAAACGUUCAUCCAGUUCAAGAUGACACGCCAGAGUAACCGCAAGACGACACCCCAGUCUCAGCACAGCAGCAACCUCGACUCACCGCCUAUUCUCGGUUCCCCACCGAACGGGGUCGAGUGGGAAGAGUUCGAAAUCGACCAGAAGCUCGAGCAGGGGCCCCAGGGCAGCGGGGCCGACGGGGCGAAGGGUGGUCAGCCGGCGGCGAGUCGGCUUGGCAGGCGGAGCUUCGAUAUCGGUGCCGACCGACCGCCACCGAACAGUGUCGGCAAGCUGAAGCUUAGCAACGAGAUGCGCCAACGGCUCGAGCAGGUCACCGCCGGCCAUUCGGUGCGCUCGGCCAGUGCCAAAUCGGACCGGCCGGAACGUACCCCGGCCAAGCUGGAGGACACCCGGCGGAUGAUGCUGGAACAGCAGCUCGGCGGAAUGAAUGCUCCCGGCGGUACCAAAUCGCCCGGGGCGAUGACCGAAUCACCCUCCGUAAAAACCCACGUCCAGCGGAUGGAAGCGGGCAAGAAGAGUUCUCCGGCUACGGCCUGGCCUACGGUACUACCACCGGCUCCGCCAGGACCCGCUCCACCACCACCGAUUAGACCACCGACGACGACGCCACCGGCACCGCCACCACCGAUCCAUGGGCUCGGAUCCGGGCCGAACCAUCACGCCCACGGCCAGUCGGAAAUACCGUCCUUUGUGCAGCGCCAGGAGCGUGACACGUUCGGGACACGCGACAGCCUGAUGGACUCUUGGGGUCGUGCCGAGGCCGCCAAACUGGAUUUGGUGUACGAAACAAGUUUCAAGAAGGAAAUGAUAAUCGAACGCGAACGUUCGCGCUCGCGGUCCCGAUCGCGCGAUCGCGAUAACUUUUCCGAAUCCGUCUGGGACCGGUCGGAGGUCGAGGGUCCGUCUUCGACCUCCAGCGAUCCGCGGGAUCGCGACCGGGACAAGGAACGGGAGGCCCGCGAACGUAACUACGAACUAACGCAACUGCAGCGUGAAAAGGAAAGCAACAAAGUGUUCCACCCGAGCACCAACAAACAGCACCAGCAGCAGCACCAGCAACAAUAUCAGCAACAGCAACAGUAUCAACAACAGCAGAAGCAGUACCUGGCACACAGUGGCCAGGGCCAGUCGAACUCGAUCGCCACCUUCAAGACGCACAUGGUGCAAAAGAGCGUCCAGGAGCGCGAGCGCAAGUCGUCGGCGGCCACUACCAACGGGUCGGUUUACAGUGAGAAGCUGGACGAUGGGAGCGGCGGUGGCGGCGUCGAACCGCCGGCACCGGUCAUGCCGGUGCAGAUGAACCCAUCUCUCAAGGCACCGGCGGCCGCGUGCCUCACGUACAAUCGCGUCACCUGGACGCUGCGCGUCCGCAAGGAAGUAUUCCGUCCGAGCGAAACCGUCACCGCACCGGCGGCGCUCGAUCUGCUGUUCAACCAGAUCACGGCCGACGUGUUCGGGGUCACGUCCUGCAUGCGGAUAUCGCCCCAGGAGAAGCGGCUGGCGGUGAACCUGCUGAGCAGCCACGGAAUCACCACGAACGGCCAUACCACCCCGAAGCAGCAGCACGUCCGGGCGAUCGUCAAGCGGCACGUGCUGGAUAUGGCCCGCGGUUGGCCACUCUACUUUGCCCGGCUGUUCGUGAUGAACGGAUCGCCCACGAUCCAGGAGGGCACGCUGCUGGCCGUCUCGCACCUGGGCGUGUUCCUGGCGCACAAGGAGCCCGAGUUUCUCGCCAUCCAGCGGGCCAUCCCGUUCGACGAGAUACAGAGCGCCACCACGUUGCCGCGGCCGCUGACGCUGCAGUUGACGCUCAAGAACGGAGCACGUAUCGUACUGCACGCCUCCAAAGCAAACGCCAUCCAGAUGAUGGUACAAUCGUAUCUCGCCGAGUACCGCCAGACUCAAUCGAAAGGGUCGACCAUAUCGUCGGGUGUGCGGGCCGCGGCCGCCACCCUGAACGUGCCGCUCGAGCGAUUGGAAACUUCCAACAUCAACAGUCCCAGCUCGCCGAACCAAUCUUCGCCGACGGAGAAGGGCCACCACCACCACCUGCAGCAGCUUGGCCACCAUCACCUUCACCACCACCAGCAGCUGCUGGAUGAGUUCGAGGACAUGCACAUUGAGCACGGGCUGCCUCCGUCGGCGUCACCACCACCGAUCGGUGGCUACGGCAACGCGGUCAUGAAGCACGGCAGCAACGGGACGACGCAUCACUCACCGUACGGCGAACGGAGCGCCGGCGCUGAGCCAGGCCCAAGAUCCGGUAGCGGCGGAGGCGGUGGCCCGGUCGUGGCGAACCACAAAAACUCACCCAUGGGUAACGGCGGCAAUGGCAAUUACAGCGAGAUGCACAUCGCGACCCAUCACGACGACUCGUCCCCAACGCAAACGUCGCUGACCAAGCACUCUUUGCUGCAGUUCGCCAUGCAUCACUUCCGAACCGAUGAAGAGUUCAAAUCGAUCCGUUCCGACAAACGGGCCAUGCGCAACCAGCACGCGGAUCUGGUGAAAUGGCAGGGAUAUCCUCUACGGGCCCCGUUGUUGCGGUUGCCGCCCGAUCUGACACCGUUGGCCCUCGAGUGCUUCGACUGCGUGCUACGAUACUGUGGCGAUCUCGCCGUCGAUCCCGAGCUGUCCGAGGUUAAGUGUGUCUACACGGUGCUAAUGCACUGCCACAAACACCUGGCCCUGCGCGACGAAGUGUACUGUCAGCUGAUGAAGCAAACGACGGCCAAUCGAUCGGCCUGCCCCGAUUCUGCGCAGCGUGCCUGGCGCUUGCUAAGCAUUCUGGCCGCGUACUUUGGCUGCUCCGACGCCCUGCGGCCCUACCUCAUCGAGCAUCUAACGUCUGCGGCCUCGGAUCGGCGCCGACCCUGUCACGGGACGGCGGCCGUUUGCCUAACGAACCUCCGCAAGACGGCGCGUUGCGGUGGCCGUAAGAACGUACCAAGUGUCGAAGAAGUUACCGCCGUUUCCGCCGGCAGAUCAGCUCGACGUCAGAUCUACCGCCUGCCGGGGGGUGCCGAGAGAAUCGUCAACACGCGGUGCUCCACGGUCGUCGGAGACGUGAUAGCCGAGCUGUGCUCGCUACUGGGCAUCGAAUCCCCGGCCGAACAGCAGGAGUUCUCGCUCUACUGCAUCGUGCAGGGUGAUGCCUUCACCAUGCCGCUGGCGGCGGACGAGUACAUUCUCGACGUAACCACCGAGCUACUCAAGUCUGGCCAACCAUUCUACCUGAUCUUCUGUCGCUCGGUUUGGCAUUUCGCACUCAAGCGCGAUCCUGCACCGACCCCACUCUACAUCGAAGUCCUGUUCAAUCAAGUGGCCCCGGACUACCUGGAGGGCUUGCUGUUGGAACUGCCAAACGGUGGGGCCCCAAGCCCGGACUAUGUGCGCGACAUGGCGCGAAUUGCGGCCAUUCUCCACCGUGCCGCCGAUUUGAACCAUUUGCCCGCGAUGAAGGAAAUCAAAUUCCUGCUGCCCAAGCCCGCCCUGUCGUUGCGGGAGCUUCGUCCGGCACAGUGGGUAGCGCUUGUGCAGUCAGCGUGGCCAUCGGUGGCCGGACUGAGUCCGAUUCAGGUGAAGGCACAAUUUCUGAACGUGCUCUCCUCGUGGCCCCUGUUCGGUAGCAGCUUCUUCGCCGUGAAGCGCGUCUGGGCAGACGAAAACCCGAUGGAAGAGCCAAGCCCGAUGUGGCGCGAGCUGAUACUCGCCCUCAACCGGCGGGGCGUGCUUUUCCUCGACCCGAACACGCACGAAACGAUGCAACAUUGGCCAUUCAAUGAAGUGAUUUCAACGCGAAAGGUACGGUCGGAAGAUGGGGCGCUGUUUCUCGAUAUGAAGGUUGGCAAUCUGCUGCAACAGCGCGUAAUACGCGUGCAAACCGAACAAGCGCACGAAAUCUCAAGGCUCGUCCGCCAGUACAUCACCAUGGCCCAGGCACAGCAGCGCGAUCGCCGGGAGUAAAGGCGACAAUCGGCGAUCCGUUCCCGGGCGACGCGUAUGGUGCAAACUACGUCGGAUAGUUAGCGUAAUCACAAUACAUAAUAUGAAAAAGAGACAGAGAGAAAGUGCAGGCAGCCGAUGUUUUAGAUGACUAUAAGAACUUAGGGUUAAUUGUGAACAUUUAAUGUAUUGGGUAACUCUAGUGUGGGGGAAAUCUAACGGAAUUCCGGCGACAGAGAAGCGCCUCUCGGUUCUACCGACCAAUCACAGAUUCAAACAACUCAAAGCAUACACACACUCACAUAUCAUGCUGUAUGAUUAUAAUUUUCUACAUAUUUCUGAA
Anopheles bellator is the source of this 9295-nucleotide messenger RNA. It is a transcript of the gene Myo10A, whose product is annotated as unconventional myosin-XV. NCBI's taxonomy places the organism in Eukaryota, Metazoa, Arthropoda, Insecta, Diptera, Culicidae. The record is from RefSeq and is a predicted model, not a curated record. Bases 1 to 8973 code for a protein of 2990 amino acids. Gene Ontology annotation, cellular component: myosin complex; cytoskeleton. Gene Ontology annotation, molecular function: protein binding; cytoskeletal motor activity; ATP binding. The transcript is spliced from 10 exons.